GGAUCUCGACCUCUCAGCCACAUUCAGUCAAUGCCAUCGUCAUGAUUUUUUUCAUUUUUGUCCCAAUCGGUACAGGAUAAAAACCCGAGAGUAAUGGCAAUGUGUUGCUAAGUGAUAGUUAUUUAUAUGUGAUAAUGAUGAAGGUGGAAUGGGUGUUACUUAUUAUUUUUAUAUUUUGUGUCGAUUAUUCAUUCAGCAAUCCUGAUGCAAAAAGACUGUAUGACGAUCUACUAAGCAAUUACAAUAGACUGAUCAGGCCAGUUAGUAAUAAUACAGACACUGUUUUAGUGAAGUUAGGAUUGAGAUUAUCCCAGUUGAUUGAAUUGAAUUUGAAAGACCAGAUUCUAACGACCAAUGUUUGGUUAGAACAUGAAUGGCAAGAUCAUAAGUUCAUGUGGGAUCCACAGGAAUAUGGGGGAGUUACGGAGUUGUAUGUACCAUCAGAACAUAUAUGGCUACCAGAUAUAGUUCUAUAUAAUAAUGCUGAUGGAGAAUAUGUGGUAACAACGAUGACGAAAGCCGUCUUGAGGCAUACGGGAAAGGUUCUUUGGACUCCUCCGGCUAUCUUCAAAUCUUCUUGUGAGAUUGAUGUGAGAUAUUUUCCUUUCGACCAACAAACUUGCUUCAUGAAAUUCGGCUCAUGGACCUACGAUGGCAACCAGAUCGAUUUGAAACAUAUCAAUCAAAAAGUGGGAGAAGAUAAAGUUGAAGUUGGAAUCGACUUGAGAGAGUAUUACCCAAGCGUCGAGUGGGAUAUCCUGGGAGUACCGGCAGAGAGGCACGAAAAAUAUUAUCCUUGUUGUGCUGAACCCUAUCCUGAUAUCUUCUUCAACAUCACAUUGAGAAGAAAGACUCUCUUCUACACAGUAAAUCUCAUAGUACCUUGCGUCGGUAUUUCGUACCUGUCAGUCCUUGUGUUCUAUCUUCCUGCUGACUCUGGGGAGAAGAUCGCCCUGUGUAUCAACAUACUGCUCUCACAAACAAUGUUUUUUUUACUGAUAUCGGAAAUCAUUCCAUCAACAUCUUUAGCUCUACCGCUUCUGGGAAAAUAUAUCCUCUUCACCAUGGUCAUGGUAGGGUUCUCGGUUGUGAUCACGAUCAUAAUACUGAACGUGCAUUACAGAAAACCUAGCACCCACAAGAUGGCGCCUUGGGUCAGAAGUUUCUUCAUCAAGAGCGUGCCGAAGUUGUUACUGAUGCGAGUGCCAAAAGACCUUUUGACUGAAUUAGCCGCCAAUAAGAUUUCAAUGAACAGAUUGUCCAUGAAGAAGAGAAAUAUGGAUACCAUGCCUUCUAGUAGAUCGUCGUCUUCCAGUACGUCCAGCUCAUCUAUGAACAGACCUAGUGGGUGUAAUGGCUUACACUCCACAACAAGCACUAGGAGGACCAAGACUGGGGUUUUGUAGCUAUGGUUUUAGAUCGCCUUUUUCUCUGGAUUUUCAUCAUAGCAUCGAUAGCAGGGACAAUCUCUAUUUUAUGUGAAGCACCAGCUCUGUACGAUGAUACUAAACCUAUCGAUAUGGAGUUAUCAUCGGUUGCUCAGCAGCAGUUUUUACCCGACUUUGAGAAUAUGCAAUAAUUAAUUAUGGUACUGCAGUAACAAAUAAUUCCUUACGAUUCUUGUUCCAGAUUAAAUAUGUUGGAAUUUUUCCAAACUGAAUUUCUAGAUAUAUUUGCUGCUUUCCAUUCAUUUUCAAACGUUCCAGAAAAGGGACUGAUGUUUUUCCCACGAUUGGUGUGGAAAAUUGGUUGAUGCAAUUCCAGAAAUGAUAUAAUUGAUAUGGGGAGUUACAGUAGAAAAAAGCGAGUUUUCUCAAUACUACACAAAAUAUGUAGUCAAUUGAAGGAACAAACUCAAACACACAUAUAAAACUGUUUGAAGAGUUUUUAAAUGAAUUUGUCAUUGAAAAUGAUCCAAUUUUAAGAUUACUCAAUGACUUUUUAUAAAUUUGGUGCUCAGUAUUUUCGAAAGUAUUUAUACGGAAUGAAAAAUGAAGUGAUGGCAUUAGGAACUCUGAUUUCUCGUCAUCGUCGAUUGAUGUCAAGUAAGAAAUAGCAAUCAAUACCGAUUUUUCAGAUGAUGGAAACACAAUAGUUCAUUCAAAUAUAUUCUAUUUUCAGUUUGGAAGACAUGAAAAAUAUUUAGAAAUAACUCUGAUUGUGAAUACUCUCCAUUAAUAUUAACAUUUGAAAUGUUAUGAUUAUGUUCAAGUACUCAUGUUGAAUAAAGUGGAAUUGUUCUGGAUGUAGCAGUUUUACCCCUUAUAGGUUGUUU
Messenger RNA from Leptinotarsa decemlineata (Colorado potato beetle), 2275 nucleotides. It is a transcript of the gene nAChRalpha2, whose product is annotated as nicotinic Acetylcholine Receptor alpha2. Gene Ontology annotation, biological process: monoatomic ion transmembrane transport. The record is from RefSeq and is a predicted model, not a curated record. Gene Ontology annotation, molecular function: acetylcholine-gated monoatomic cation-selective channel activity; transmembrane signaling receptor activity. Lineage: Eukaryota; Metazoa; Arthropoda; Insecta; Coleoptera; Chrysomelidae. Gene Ontology annotation, cellular component: postsynaptic membrane.